AUGUUUGCUUUCAUAGCACUAAGACACGCAAGCACGACAACGAUGUUCGUGAUCGCUCUCGGGCAAGCUCUAUUCUCCUAUCUGCUUGCCUGUCUCUCUAGUAUUGCGGGGCCACAACGAGUCAAACGGUGGUUUAGCAUCAGGAUCAGGGAGGCAGAGAUCCAAUCACUCAAACUGCCGCUAAUAUUGUCCGCUGCAACCACUGCAAACGUCCGGUCCUCAGGCACAAGGCCAAAGCCCACACUUGGAAGUGUCUGUUCUCUUCAUAGUCUCGACUCCAAGCGGACACCCAAGUACGACAACGGCGUCAAUGACCGUCUUAAACGAGGCGUGUCCUCUAAUCCUCUUGACUACUGUGUUCAAGGUAUUGCGUGGACGCAUCGAGUUGAGCGGUAUUUCAAAACCAGGCUUAGGGAAAUGGAGAAAAUCAGCAGUGACGGACAACAACAGGCUAUGGUCGGGCUUGGAUGA
This is a messenger RNA of Aureobasidium namibiae CBS 147.97, 471 nucleotides long. RefSeq lists its product as uncharacterized. The transcript is spliced from 5 exons. NCBI's taxonomy places the organism in Eukaryota, Fungi, Ascomycota, Dothideomycetes, Dothideales, Saccotheciaceae. The record is from RefSeq and is a predicted model, not a curated record. The coding region runs from base 1 to 471 and encodes 156 amino acids.